AUGGAUCCAUCACGUCCAGGGAGCAAUUUGCCUGCUCGCCCUUCAGGCUCCCCAGCACCAGCCGCAUCUGCAAGACCAAAGGUCCAACAACCGAAACCUCAAGCCCUUGCCAACCGCCCUGGACCUUCGGCGAUUCUCGUGUCCACGCGGCAAAAAGGCAACCCGAUCCUAUCUCACAUCAAGCUUCUGCCGUGGGAAUAUGCCGAUAUCCCUGCGGACUAUGUCGUCGGCGCCACGACAUGCGCAAUGUUCCUCUCAUUAAAAUACCACCGCCUACACCCCGAAUACAUCUACUCCCGAGUAAAGCAGCUGGCCGGCAAAUACAACCUCCGCCUUGUCCUGGUGAUGGUUGACAUUCAGAAUCACGAAGACAGUCUCAGGGAGCUGUCCAAAACAUCCAUCAUCAACAACUUGACGUUAGUACUGUGCUGGUCUGCACCAGAAGCAGCACACUAUCUCGAACUUUUCAAGUCUUCGGAGAACGCUCAACCCACCGCCAUCCGGACGCAACAAGCCCAGUCGUAUAAAGAGUCAUUGGUGGAGUUUGUCACUGUCCCACGCAGCAUCAACAAGUCCGAUGCUGCCAGUUUGAUCUCGACCUUUGGCAGCUUGCAAAACGCCAUCAAUGCACAGCCAGAACAAAUCAGCGCGGUGCCGGGCUGGGGAGAGAAAAAGGUCCAGCAAUGGUGCAGUGCAGUUCGGGAAGACUUCAGAGUCGAGAAAGCAAAGAAGUCCUCUGCUCGUCCCGCACAACGUCGGGCUCAAUUGCCGCCUGUGGAUGUUGAUGACAACCCGGAUCAGAAUAUGGACGAGGAGGAUGAAGAGGAAGCCAUUCUCCGUGCAGUUCUCGCAGAGAGUCGGAAAACAGCAGCUUCGGAAGCUGCGCAGACUAGUGAGCCGCAGACUGGGACUCGCCAGCCUGAAGAGUUGAGUGAAGGUAUUGCCGCUGCACUCGCGAGGCUCAGAGAGAACGGUGGCUGA
Molecule: messenger RNA, 981 nt
Organism: Penicillium bovifimosum
Lineage: Eukaryota; Fungi; Ascomycota; Eurotiomycetes; Eurotiales; Aspergillaceae
Product: DNA repair protein RAD10
Exons: 1
Coding region: 1-981 (326 amino acids)
Biological process (GO): nucleotide-excision repair; mitotic recombination; UV-damage excision repair
Cellular component (GO): ERCC4-ERCC1 complex; nucleus; nucleotide-excision repair factor 1 complex
Molecular function (GO): single-stranded DNA binding; damaged DNA binding
Source: RefSeq, a predicted model, not a curated record